Molecule: messenger RNA, 4598 nt
Organism: Drosophila rhopaloa
Lineage: Eukaryota; Metazoa; Arthropoda; Insecta; Diptera; Drosophilidae
Product: mucin-5AC
Exons: 7
Coding region: 114-2744 (876 amino acids)
Source: RefSeq, a predicted model, not a curated record
GCCGCGCGCGCGUUCGUGAGCGCCAAAAAUUGAGAACAUCCAAAAUAGUAAAAAGACCAAGACAAAAGUAAAGGUAGUUAUCCUUAUCAACUGAAAAACAAAAAGAUCGAAAAAUGCUGCGACCACGCUGUCUGCUGUCCUUUUUGGGACUUUGCCUGGUAAUCGGCAUCGGAAUGCGAUGCGAUGCCAGAGCGGUAAACGUGAGCAACACCUGGACGAUGCCGCAGGAGGGUCUGAACGUCUUCUAUCGCUUCUUCCGCGAUCGCAUAUCCUGGUUCGAGGCCGAUGCCGUCUGCCAAUUCCAUCACGCCAAUCUGGUUACGGUCGACAACAGUUUUCAAUUCGAUGCAACGCGCGACCUGCUGAGGGAAUUGGAUGUGAACGACAUCGUUUGGAUUGGUCUCAUGCGACCGCAGAACUCGGAUCGUUUUAUGUGGUCGAACUCUCGUCCUUUGGUGGCGGACACUGGAUACUGGGCGGAGUCGCUGCCCUUAAUGGAUGCUCCACUUUGCGCCGUAAUCGAUCCCAUCCGCGAUUACCGCUGGCACGCCCUGCGAUGCGGAGGACCCGAGACCGCCUCCUUCCUCUGCGAAAUGCCAGUGCCCAGCUGGGCGGAUGCUUGUAUUCUGAAGGACAUGCCCAACUUGACCAUGCAGUACAUGGCGGAUACGGCCAGCAUCGAGCUGAUCCGCAAUUGCCAGGAGGAGGGACUCCUGCGACACACCUGCAAGGGCAAGGAGGAUCGUGAGCGGGCCAUCCGACAGCUCAUCUGCCCCAAGGAACGUCUGGAGGCGCAGCGCAUCAAUGACAUCACCAACUCGCACUUCAAGUCGCUGCAGAUCAUCAACAACAUUCGCACCGACAACAAGGAGAACAACGACAUUGAUUUGUUGCCCAACUAUGGACGUGGGUCUGGAAUGGCCAUCAACAUCGAGGUGGCUCCCCCAGUGCCUCCCGUUUCCGUGCCCGGAUUGGGUGAACUAAUGCAGGCGGAUGCUCCGGGCUCGGUCUCGCUAUCCGGACUCUAUCGCAUACCGGACUUGGUGCCCAAGCCGGUGAAGAAGGCGGCCAAGAAGGUGAUCACGCCGGACUUUGCCAAGAAGCUGCAGGGCAGCAACCACCAGCAGCAGCACAACCAGCAGCAGCAGCAGCAACAGAAGUCGCGCAAAUCGCUGGUGCAGCAGCAGCAACAUGAGGAUGAGGAGCUGAUGUUGGGCGACCAGCCGGCACUCAGUGAGGAGCAACUGCCGCCGGGUAUGGGAAUCGGUAUGCGGAUCCCACUCAACGAGGACGACAGCAAUAGCGAUGCCUCCAAUGAGAUAUUCGAGCAUUUGCCGCACAAGAAGAAGAUCCUGCCGCAGGAUUUGCGCACCAUGUCGCCAAUUGUGGAGGCUGAAUCCUUGAUGACUACAACAACAACACUGAAGACAACAACUUUGGCGGCACCGGCAACAGCAGCCACAGCAACAACAACAACAACACCAGCAACAACAACAACUGCGGCAGCAGCAACAACAACAACCGAACUGCAGACCACACCAAAAGCAGUGGAUACCACAAGUUCGCAGGCACCAGCAACAACUAUUAGACCAACAACAACCAUUAGCAGCACCACUAUUACAACCACCACCACAACAACAACAACAACGCCCCAGCCAGAGCUAGCGACAACAACAACUAAGAAACCGGAGCCAACAACAAUGGUCGCACCCCGAACAACAAAAACAUCAACAACAGCAGCAGCAACCUCAUCAAUGGCCACCACGACAAUUGCAACAUCAGCUGCAACACCACCACCAACAACAACAGCAGGAACGACAACAACAACAACAACAGUAGUCAGCCGGGCCACAUCCACCGACAGCAGCAACAGCAACAACAUGGCCCAUCCCAUUCAUCCGUCGCAGCAGCAGCAACACCACCAGCAACAGACAUUGCACGAAGGCUCAACGUUGCAGCAGCAACAUGCAACGCACGUCAACGAGUCCGCCGACAAUACGCGCUUCAUACCGCCAAUGCUGCUGGUGAAGUCGCACUAUGUGCCGCCGGCCAAGCAUGCCAGCGAGCAUGCGACCACAACAACACUUGCAACAACAACGACCAGCACGACAACAACAGCAGCAGAAACAAAACCAGCAACCCCAGCAGCAACAUCGGCCAGAGAGGAAACGCAGCCAUCAACAGUCACGUCAUCGAAGGGACUGACAGCAACAGUAGCAGCAGCAACAGCAGGAACGUCAGCAACAACACCAGUAGCAACGGCAGCAACAUCAACCGUGACAGCGACAACAGGUGCAACUGUGGAGGUGACAACAAGCGUAAAAGUAGCUGAAGACACCGCAGCAACAUCAGCGACAACAGCAGCAACAGUAAUUGCCAGUGAAGCGCCAGCAGCAGCAACAACUAUUGCCGUAAGACCAACCGCAGCUAAUGAAAUCAAAUCGAAUGCCACAGCAGCAACACCAGCAACUCCAGCAAAACCAGCAGCAACAACACCCAUUCCGAAGCCAGUGAGAGUUUUCCGGUAUCCCCCACUGAACCAAGGAUCCUUCAAGGUGGAUAACAACGGAAUGGGCAGCCCGGAGGAGGAGGACGACGACCAGGAGGGGGAGCAUUCGGAGGCCGAGGCAGUCACAACGCGACACAACUUCCUGGAGGAAACCGAGGCGCCAUUCAAGCCAAAUCGACGACGCUCGCUAACCAAACCGGAAACGGUUAGCUAUUUCAAGAAGAUUUUGGGCUAAGCAAAAACAAGAAGAAGCCGCGUUGCUGCAGUCGUAAUCCGCACUAGUAACCGUAAUCGUAAUCGUAACAGUAACCAACUGUUAAUCCAUAAAUAAGAGGAAAAAAAACAGAAAACAGAAAAGAAAAAACAGAAGAAAGUAAGCACUCCCUGCAGCCACGUAAUUGGUCUUUAAAAAUCAGAGCGAAUUGAAUCAGUUGUUGCGGUUUGCCCCGCUGGCCAUUUCCUCCGCAAGAACUCCUCGAAACCCUCUUCCAUAUCCACAUUCCGGCCAAAAGUUUGCGGAGCCACCACUUCCCAAAGUCUUGUGUCUCCGGCAGAAAUGCCGGAAAUCCAAGCGGAAACCCAAAAGAAAACUCAACUCAACUCAACUCGACUCGACUCCAGUUGCAAGUACCGAAAUAUGUCAAUUUUUCACCGAACAAAAAGAAAGGGAAUAAAAAAGGCAAACAAACACACAAAUACUCACAUUAAAAUCAGAUACAUUUACACUUACAGCCGGAGAAAGUGCGAAGUCUGUCAGGUGGAGAAAAAUAACGAAACGCUGGAGGAGAUUCAGGUUCAGAUGGAAAGGCAGAAAAGGGGGAGAAGGUUGGCCAACAGGGAGUGUGUGCAAUGCAAAGGCCAAAUCUAAAGUACGAUAAAUACUACAAGCAAAGUGUUUACAAACGUAUACAUAAGGCGUCUGUUUUGGAUUUCCGUUUGCUUUGCCUACGAGCGACAUGUGGUCACACUGGACCAAAUGGGGAAAAACUGCGGGAGAAAGUGUGAAAAGCGUUGGGAAAAAGCGAAAAGUGCGUAGUAGAAAACACAUAUAGUUUUCCCUAUGGCAACUUUUCCAAUUGCUUUCACUUCAAAGUGCAGACGUUUUCAGACCUUUUUAUUUCCUUUUUCUAAAACUGAUACAAGCCAGUUUCUUAAAAUUUUUUAAAGCCUUUUCCUUUUUUUGAUUUCCCAAUUCCUUUCUUCUAAAAUUCAAUAACAAUUCCUUUUGUAAACAUAUUUAUUUUAUGCUUCCAUUGACCAACUGAGUUUCCCAAGGCUUUUGACGAAAUGUUUUGACAACCUUUUAUUUAAAUGCAUUUUAAAAGAGCUUAUAAAUAUUUGAAACCUUUGUUUAAUCGAAAUAUAAUUCAACUUCUUUUUCUAUAGUUAUUUGUUUUAAUAUUCGUCGGCUUAUAGUUCAACUAGCUGAUUUAUAACAAUAGAAGGUUUCACUUGCAGCUUAAACGUACACUGACAAGAAUUUAUUCGACUUGAUGAUUUUCAGCACAUUUAAUAUUUCGAAGUCUUUAAAAGUAUUUUGCAAGGGUAUAUGAAAAUCCAAAACAGAAAUCGCCAUGCAAAUUACAUAUUUACCUAUAAAUUAUGAACAUAUGAAAUAGAUGUUGUAUUUUUUUUUGGUGUAUGGAAAUAGUCAAAUACAAUUUGUGUAAGUGAAGGAGAAAAAGUAAAAAGCGGGCGUUUGUCAUUUGGAAAUUUUGAGAAAAUUACUUCGAAUGAUUGCGGCAAAUUGGCAGAGCGGAGAAGCGUAAGCGAAAAUAAAAAGGAAAAUGCGUUGCAAGAAACGAGCACACUUAAGAUUAAGCUAAAAUUUAACGAAUCGAAAGAGAAACCCAAAGAGAAAAAUAAAACCAAAGAAAAAACGAAGACGAGUCCCUAAAUGAAACGGAAAAAAGUCCGAAAAAAAAGAAAGCACUUGAUGUAGAGAAUUAUUUGUAGGUACUUGAAAGCAGCGGGCAGAUUAAUACGGUUCCGUUGGGUCGGUCUAAAAAAAAACAUGCAGUAAAAUAGUAUAAAUGUAAACCAAGUAAUGAAUUAUGAAUAAAAAGAAACCCCUUCAAGAAAUUACAAA